This is a messenger RNA of Durio zibethinus, 2339 nucleotides long. RefSeq names its product potassium transporter 5-like. Gene Ontology annotation, biological process: potassium ion transmembrane transport. Gene Ontology annotation, cellular component: membrane. Lineage: Eukaryota; Viridiplantae; Streptophyta; Magnoliopsida; Malvales; Malvaceae. Gene Ontology annotation, molecular function: potassium ion transmembrane transporter activity. The record is from RefSeq and is a predicted model, not a curated record.
GUGGUCAGACUGAUCUAAAGGAAUGUCCAGCGCUAUUGUGGAAGAAGGCCAUGCAGAAGUAGUAGUGGCUGCUGAUUCAGAACACCAGCUAGAAGGAAACAAUCCUUCACUUGGAAUGACCGACGUAGCUGCCAAGGCUCCAGCCCGCCAAGACUCCGCGAAAUGGUCGUUCAUCUUUAAUCUAGCAUUUCAAAGCAUUGGCAUCAUUUACGGGGAUAUUGGUACAUCGCCACUCUACGUCUUUUCCAGCACCUUCACUAAUGGUAUAAAUCACAGAGAUGACAUAUUGGGGGUUCUUUCUUUGAUCUUGUAUACCCUCACCCUCAUUCCUCUGGUUAAGUACGUUUUCAUUGUCCUACGAGCCACCGAUAAUGGCGAAGGAGGAACGUUUGCAAUGUACUCGUUGAUAUGCCGGUAUGCAAAAGUGAGUUUGAUCCCAAGUCAACAAGCUGAGGAUCGUGAAGUAUCCAAUUUCAAACUGGAACUGCCUGGCAAGCGCCUGAAACUAGCAUCAGGACUCAAGUCUGUCUUAGAGAACAGUCAAUUUGCCAAAAUUUUCCUACUAAUCAUGACCAUGCUUGGUACUUCUAUGGUCAUUGGAGAUAGUGUCUUUACUCCCUGCAUCUCAGUUUUAUCUGCCGUGGGAGGUAUCAAGCAGGCUACAUCGGCCAUAACUGAAGAUAUGAUUGUUGGGAUAUCAAUAGCCAUAUUGAUCUGCCUCUUCAUGUUUCAAAGAUUUGGAACUGGCAAAGUGGGCUACAGCUUUGCUCCCAUACUUUGCAUUUGGUUUGCACUCAUCAGUGGAAUUGGUGUCUACAACAUCAUAAAACAUGAUCCAACAGUAGUGAAAGCCAUAAAUCCAAAGUACAUUGUAAAUUACUUCAUGAGGAAUAAAAAGGACGCAUGGAUUUCCCUCGGUGGAGUUGUUCUUUGCACAACAGGAGCGGAAGCACUGUUUGCCGAUGUUGGUCAUUUCUCAGUUCUGUCCAUUCGAAUUAGCAUGUGUUCCGUGACCUUCCCGGCUUUGAUAUUGGCAUAUACAGGACAAGCCGCUUUCCUUCGCAAACAUCAAAAUUCGGUUUCUGAUGCAUUUUAUGCAUCCCUACCAGGCCGUUUACAUUGGCCAAUGUUUGGGGUGUCCAUAUUAGCUUCAGUUAUCGCAAGUCAAGCAAUGAUUUCAGGAACGUUCUCUAUAAUCCAUCAAUCACUCUCCCUAGGGUGUUUCCCUCGCGUCAAAGUUGUGCAUACCUCUGCAAAUCAUGAAGGACAAGUUUACAUCCCCGAAGUCAAUUACUUGUUGAUGCUGGCUUGUGUCUGUGUCACCGCUGGUUUCAAGACCACUGAAAAGAUUGGUAAUGCAUAUGGAGUUGCGGUAGUGUUUGUAAUGACACUUACAUCAUCCUUGCUGGUUCUCAUCAUGAUCAUGAUAUGGAAAACUAAUAUAUUUUUGGUAAUUUCCUACAUUCUUAUCAUUGGAUCUGUGGAGCUACUCUAUCUGACUUCAGUUCUCCAUAAAUUUAUCUUCGGAGGGUAUUUGCCGCUGGCCUUUUCAGCAGUUCUAAUGACAAUAAUGUAUAUCUGGAAUGAUGUAUACCGAAGAAAGUACCUUUACGAGCUUGAACACAAGAUUUCCCCUGCAAGAUUAAAGGAGAUAUCUACCAACAAAAACUUGUGUAGAAUUCCUGGAAUUGCAUUGUUUUACUCGGAGCUCGUUCAAGGCAUCCCACCCAUCUUCGAGCAUUAUGUGUCAAAUGUACCAGCAUUGCAUUCCAUUCUUGUUUUUGUCUCCAUCAAAUCACUACCAAUUAACAAAGUUCCAGACGAAGAAAGAUUCUUUUUUCGAAGAGUGGAACCAAGGGAGCUUUUAGUCUAUCAAUGUGUUGUUAGAUAUGGUUACAAAGAAGUGAAAAUGUCAUUUGAGGAGAUACUAGUUAGAAAAUUGAAAGAGUUCCAAGAAGAAACCUUUAUGAACUGUCAAAUACAAGUUGCAAAUGAAAACACGGCUGAAAAGGAUGCAGAAUUUGAUGGGGGAUUAGUUCACAGAAGUGACGAACAUGAUGAUGAGAUGGCGAAGCAAUUUGAAGAGAAGCUUCAGGAGAUCAUAGUGCAGCAAGAAAUUGAAGUGGACAAAGCAUGGGAAGCAGGUGGUAUUGUUCACUUCGUUGGUGAGAGUGAGGUAAUUGCAAGCAAAGAAGCCAGUAUGAUGAAGAGGAUUUUGAUUGAUUAUGCUUAUAAUUUCUUGAAGAAAAAUCUGAGGCAAAGUCAAGAGGUGUUUGAUAUUCCUCACAAGCGCAUGCUUAAAGUUGGUAUGACUUACCAACUUUAGAACAUCUGCAAGU